AUGGCUGCGACGGAGAAGAACCAAGUAGAGCUUACCCAAGCCAAGCAACUCAACCAUGUGCCUUGGAGUGAAGAAUACGAGAAGAUGAUAUCGGGCAUGCUCUACGACUCCCACGACCCCAGCCUAGCAGCAGCCCGUUUCAAAGCCCGCGCCUGGGCCCAUGACUACAACACCUACUUCCCCCCAGCAUCCAGCAACCCAAACUUUGACUCUCUCGCAGCAGAGCGCCUAGAAAGACUCCGCGCUAUUCUGGGCCACGUAGGUGAAGAGUCCUUCAUCGAGCCCCCCUUUAGGAUCGACUACGGCUGCAACAUCUCCAUCGGCAACCGCUUCUACGCGAACUUCAACUUGACGAUUCUGGACUGUAGUUUAGUCACGAUAGGCGAGAGGGUGAUGCUCGGUCCUAAUGUUAGUAUCUUUGCGGCGACACAUGAGACGGAAGUCGAGAGUCGACGGCAGGAUAUUGAGUAUGGGAGGCCGGUGGUUAUUGGGGACGACUGCUGGAUUGGAGGGCACGUGGUUAUUUUGCCGGGGGGUGACGAUUGGUAA
This is a messenger RNA of Didymosphaeria variabile, 549 nucleotides long. RefSeq lists its product as uncharacterized. The transcript has 4 exons. Gene Ontology annotation, molecular function: acetyltransferase activity. The record is from RefSeq and is a predicted model, not a curated record. NCBI's taxonomy places the organism in Eukaryota, Fungi, Ascomycota, Dothideomycetes, Pleosporales, Didymosphaeriaceae. Bases 1 to 549 code for a protein of 182 amino acids.